Messenger RNA from Vitis riparia (riverbank grape), 596 nucleotides. Its product is annotated as 40S ribosomal protein S28-like. Gene Ontology annotation, biological process: maturation of SSU-rRNA; translation; ribosomal small subunit assembly. NCBI's taxonomy places the organism in Eukaryota, Viridiplantae, Streptophyta, Magnoliopsida, Vitales, Vitaceae. The coding region runs from base 91 to 288 and encodes 65 amino acids. The record is from RefSeq and is a predicted model, not a curated record. Gene Ontology annotation, molecular function: structural constituent of ribosome. The transcript has 2 exons. Gene Ontology annotation, cellular component: cytosolic small ribosomal subunit; ribosome.
UUGGGGGUUUAGGGGUUUCUCUCCUCCGAAGCCGCCGUAAGUGCUCCAAGCCUUUCUUCUUCUCGUCGUCUUCUCUCUUCGCAGUGCAAAAUGGAAUCUGGGGUGAAGCAUGCUGUGGUGGUGAAAGUUAUGGGUCGAACUGGCUCAAGAGGUCAGGUGACCCAGGUGAGGGUGAAGUUUUUGGAUGACCAGAACAGGUUUAUUAUGAGGAAUGUGAAGGGACCCGUCAGAGAAGGAGACAUCCUCACCCUGCUCGAGUCUGAGAGGGAGGCGAGAAGGUUGCGUUGAUGGGGUCAUCUUUGGUUCCAUUUCCAUGUUUUGAUAGGUAUCUUAUGAGUUUUCCAGUUUCAAGCUUGUAGUUUUGGGUUUUUCAAAUUAAAAUUCUGUUUGAGGACGGGUUUUAGUUUUAUGUUUGGAAUGAAUUGGCUUAAUCGAACUCCAUGUUUUUUAAUGAUGCAACUUCUAGCUCAUAGAAUGGAGCAAGAUGUUGUUUCAUGUGGUUGUGAGCAUUUGAGUGUAAGCAUUCCUCAAUCACAUUUGGACAAAUAAUCAUUCAGCUGAUUUUGGAGUUGAAUCAAUGGACAUGUUUUUUCUGA